ACAGCCAGCCCUCACCAUGGUCUCCAUGGGGCUCCAGCUGCUGGGCUACACCGUGGCCUUCCUGGGCUACAUCGGCACGCUGACAACCAUGCUGCUGCCCAGCUGGAAGACCAGCUCCUACAUCGGCUCCAGCAUUGUGACAGCCGUGAGCUUCACCAAGGGGCUGUGGAUGGAGUGCGCCACAUACAGCACAGGCAUCACCCAGUGCGACAUCUACAGCUCCCUGCUCAACCUGCCUGCUGACAUCCAGGCAGCCCAAGCCCUGAUGGUGAGCUCCUGCACUGUCUCCUCCCUCGCAUGCCUCCUCACCGUCGUGGGCAUGAGGUGCACUGUCUUCAGCCAGGGCUCACCGGGCAAGGACCGGGUGGCGGUGGCGGGCGGCGCAGUCUUCAUCCUCGGGGGGCUGCUCUGCUUCAUCCCACUGGUGUGGAACAUCCAUGUGGUGCUGCGGGAUUUCCGCAACCCCGUCCUCCCUGACAGCAUGAAGUUUGAGCUUGGGGAGGCGCUUUACCUGGGCAUCAUCUCCUCUCUCCUCUCCCUCGUCGGCGGCUUCAUCCUCUGCACCUCCUGCCCUGCCCGGGACCCAACGACCACUUACACAAGCACCUACCAGCCCCGGCUGCUGGCGGGCAAGAGCCCCCGGCCCUCUGUCAGCCAGACGCAGAAGACCAAGAGCGAGCUCAACUCUUACAACUUGACAGGAUACGUGUAG
This is a messenger RNA of Fulmarus glacialis (Northern fulmar), 712 nucleotides long. RefSeq names its product claudin 2 (gene CLDN2). Gene Ontology annotation, molecular function: structural molecule activity. The record is from RefSeq and is a predicted model, not a curated record. The coding region runs from base 17 to 712 and encodes 231 amino acids. Lineage: Eukaryota; Metazoa; Chordata; Aves; Procellariiformes; Procellariidae. The transcript has a single exon. Gene Ontology annotation, cellular component: plasma membrane; bicellular tight junction. Gene Ontology annotation, biological process: calcium-independent cell-cell adhesion; bicellular tight junction assembly.